UCUGAGUCGCAUACCGGCACCCAUCUGCCAGCGUUCAAAAACGCGGGAAGUUUUAACUACACACAUAAACUCCACAUAACUUCUUUAUCUCUUCCCUUUUACAAUCACUUGAAAACUUUUUUAAUUUAACGUUAAAACCUGUGAGCAUUUUCGCCUUCCGUUUAACUAGUUUACGAUCAAAAGUGAUGUAAUGGCUAUGCCCUAUAUUCGAAUACGAUUGUUUCUGAGCGGUUAACCAAAUUCAACUCGUUAUCCAAGUGUUGCAUAUUAUUUGGCAUGUGAAUAAGCCGUUUUAUUGGUGGUAAAUGUGACUUUUAUGCGAGGUAAACGUUUUGUUUAUGUUAUAAAACUCAGUCGUUAAUUGCCAUUUUUGAACAACAAAUCUAUUGGUGAAUGUGGCACAAUUCAAGUUGUGGAAUGUUAUGUGGAAGAAUAUUUACGAAGUCGGUAGCCCGUGUAAUUUAGCUUUUAGCUAAGUGCUUUUACUGCAAGGUAUUUAGACAGGGAGUCUAAAGAUGUUGUAACUUGUUCAUUUUCAUCUUUUGAAAGAUGCAGCCUAAAAGUGUCAUUGAUACAAUCACCGAGGACUCUUUGAUUAUAUAAAAAAUUGGAAACAGUAGAUCUUAGCUAAGCCGGAGUGUGGUUCAAGACAAGAGGAUAUUCGAGUAAGCACAGUGGUAAAGCGGUUCGGAUGGUGUGCGAUGGUGGCGCCAUGCUGUGCCUGGAGUCGCUGAUGACGCGGUGGCGGGAGCGCGGGGAGCGCGGCGAGCGGCGUGCGCGCUCCCGGAGCCUCUGCUCCUCGGCAGCCGACGGCAGCCUCUUGCAACUGCUGCACAGGAGAGCCAGUAGCGCUAUCUCAUCAGCAAGUGAGCUCAUCUCGAGGCGGGGCGUCUUCUCUCGCAGACAGUAUGGCUCCGUUGAACAGUUGUCGGCAUCAACUGAGGCCGGUGGUGCAGCGGACACGGUGGUACGAAGAUACCGCCUCGAAAACGGCAAUUCGCUUGGAGAAAAGGACGAGUUAUUUGGACCACCCAGCGCACCAGUUCUGGAAAACCCGGAGUUCCAGACGCGAUGGUACUUCAAGUAUUUUCUUGGCAAAAUGCAUCAAAACUACAUCGGCGUGGAUGGCGCGAGGGAGCCAUACCUCCUAAGUGUAGUGCAGGAGGGCGCGGGUCUUUUACGAGCUAUUCUCUUCAACAAGAUGGGUGCGCAUAAAAUAUACCUACCCGCGAGCGCCUGGAGCGGCGGCGGAGGCCAGGCGCCCACACGGCCGACUAUCAAACAGAUUUUAGCUCAGUUUACUGCUAUCGAAAGGCUGGACAAAAUGCCUAGAGAGAUAACGUGUCCAGAAUUACAAAAAGAUGUUUUGCUCCUCGAAGAACAAGAGGGCUCGGUGAAUUUUAAAAUAGGCGUUAUGAUAAUGAAGCCCGGCCAGAAGACUGACGAUGAAAUGCUUUCGAACGAGAAAGGCAACGAGAAAUGGGAGCGGUUUAUUUCACUGCUGGGGGACAAGAUUCGAUUAAGAGGUUGGAAUCGCUUUCGAGGAGGCCUCGAUGUUAAAGGUGACAUGACAGGCAGUCAUUCCAUUUACACAAUGCACCAAGGCCACGAAAUUAUGUUCCACGUCUCGACAAUGUUGCCGUUUUCAAAAGACAACAAACAACAGCUGGAGAGAAAGAGGCACAUCGGCAACGAUAUAGUAAAUAUCGUGUUCACUGAAGACUCCACCCACAAUACAUUCAACCCGCAGUGCGUCAAGAGCCACUUUACUCAUAUAUUCGCAGUAGUAUCAGAAGUAGAAGGCGAAGGGUACAGAUUGAGCGUGUACACAGACGAUACAGUACCGCCAUUUGGACCUUCGCUGCCAUGUCCGGCAAUCUUCAACGACCCCCAACUGUUCAGAGAAUUUCUACUGGUCAAACUAAUGAACGGCGAGAAAGCGGCAUUUCAAACACCGACAUUCGCUUUGAAAAGACAGAGGACUUUAGACACCCUAAUUAGAGAUAUAUAUGCAGAACACUGCUCAGAUCACAAAGUGCCAAUGCUCUCCCGUCGUGCGUUAUCAGACGUGUGGUCGGGAGGAGCGGGUGCGGCGGGCGCGGGCGCCGCUCGCACGGAACGCUUCUUGCAUGUAGGCCAGGCUCUGAAGCUCGACGCUGUAUUGCGAGGAGAUGCUCCUACUAGUUUAGUGUCCAUGGGGUCGGGAGGGUCGCGGCGCGCGCCCUGGGAAGGUCGCCUGUGGCGCGCAGCCCCACUGCCCGCUACUCCAGUAUGCGCAGAGCAACUGGCGGAAGGUCGUCUAUUGCUGUCUACUACUUCAAACACAUACAUUCUUGAAGAAAGUGGCACAACAAAAGUGGUGCUACGCUGGGAGGGGUGCGUCCGCGCGGCUCGCAUCACGGAGCGCGCGGGGUUGUUCCGCGUGGGCGCGCGGGUGUCCGCGGGGGGAGGCUCCACGACGGGCGGGGCGGGCGGCGCGGGGGUGUACGCGUUGCCGCUGACGGAGCUCUGCGCUGGAGCCUGGGCUAUGAGGCCGUUACAGGAUUGCAAGCACGCGAGGCUGCCUAGAACUAAGACUGCACACCUAUUCGAUAUACUUGAACAGGGUGAAGGAGGCAAAACUUUUUUAGCUGUAGCAAUAGGAAGGAGAGUCCUUUUACUAUCUGAAGAACCUAACUCUGAUAAUGAAAUGGGUUUCGAAUAUGUACAUAUAAAGGAUAUCCAACUAAGCGAAUCGCCAAUACUAAUAAAAUUGAUGGAUGGAGAAUACGGAGUCAUGGUAGUCGGUUACAAACAUCAUUGGGAACUUUUAGAAUUGAAUAGCGUACAGAGUAUAAAACGAGCAGAAGGUUCAGAAGAUAGCGGGCCGCGACGCGGCGCUCUAGUUAAUGCGUUAAGAAUUGGAGACGAGAGAGAUGGUCAAAUUAUUUUAUGUUACAACCAUACGUGUCAUUUCGAGCGACUAACAAGUAAAGGCCUCGAAAGCGAUUGUGAAUAUGAUUUUCACUGGACGACCGUUCCUACUGCUGUUGUUUGCGCAUUUCCGUACAUAAUGGCGUUUGCUGAAGACUUGUUAGAAAUAAGAUUGGUUGCCAACGGGUCGUUAGUGCACGCGGCGUGCAUUCCUGGGUUGAAAAUACUUUGCGGUCGAAGGGAUAUAUUCUACGUAGCGUGCGCGCCGGAGUACGUCCCUCUGAGCCGCGAGAUAGACCCGUGCCUCGCGCUACACGACAACUACGAGCUAGUGCGACAAAUGAGCAAGUGUGGCCCUUACUCCAUUGAUGAUGACGACAACGGAGAGGCCAAGGGAGAUCCAAGUCAGAACAACCGCACAUCGGAGACCAACUCAGGUUCGAGUCGGAGCAGCUCCAUAUCAUCAGAUCAAGAGAACAUUCGCCCGCCGCUGCAGAGGAUGACGCCCAUCUCGCCACCUACGUCACCACAAGUGCUUCCAGAGAACAGCGGGCGUUGCGUGCGCAUCUACAAGAUCCCGCAGUGCAACCUGAGCGCCGCGACCUACCAGCGGCAGUCCGUCUCCGCCGACCAAGUCGUCACCUCCUACUUCUCCGACAGGCCGAACAGUAUAAGACAAAGACUAGCAGAAUUAAGGUUGGACAGCAAGUCGAGAGGAGGCGGCGAAGAAGACUCGAUAGAUAUUCCAAGUAUCCAAUCAUCGACAUCAUAAGUUGACACCUGUCUAUUAGAAGCGUAACUUUCAUUGAACCUGAAAUACUUUGAACUUGAAGAUGCGACUCUAAGCUCGUGCAAACUUAUAAAGAUUCAGCAAUUCAUUCAAGAUUGAGCACCCGCACUUUAAGCAAACUAUGGUUGCUCAAAUAUGAACACUACCUACUUUUAUAAGUCACAGUUUUCUGUGACUUAUAACCUACUUGUGUGCAGCCUAACGCCGACUAAAAACACCAAUGAAAUUCAGACCUUAUUGCUUGACGUUAAGAUUUUAAACACAAGAACAGCAGGGACUGUGCUAUCCUCAUUCAUAAUUCGCGCGUACAUAACAUAGCACUUAACAACCAAUAGCGGACGGACGCCUACUAUGAUUGGCUGAGAUAUUUUCACGCCAUUCCAAAAUGAGGUUUCUGCGCAAGUACAUCGGCGUAACUUAUAAAAAUGGUAUUAUUAGAUUUGCUUGUCCGUCUCCACUAAACGCACGAUUUUAAGAGAGGAAUUUGGCUCAGCAAGAUUUUUCGGCGGCCCGCCUCAGGUUAAGUCAACGUCAAACAGUUGCAUAUCACUAGGUUAAAGUUACGUUACGGUUACCGUUAAACAAGUGAGGGUUUGUUAACGUUGGACUAAAAUUUUACCUUCCUUAAUGAAGAAGGUAUGAAUACUGGCUUGUGCCACUGCUUUUUUUUUGGUGAUCAGUUUAACAGUAACCCUAACGUAACUUUAACCGUCUCAUAUGCAACUGGUUGUUAAACUAAUGCGACCCCUGUGGCCAGUGGGUACAAGAGUUCAAAGUAGGGUUGUAGCGUAAAACCUAUGGAGUGUAGAGGUAAGGAGCACGAUUGUUUAUGGAAGAAAAGUUGAAAAAGUGUCCAGCUAUAAACAGAAAAUAAUAGUUC
Messenger RNA from Maniola jurtina (meadow brown), 4583 nucleotides. Its product is annotated as GTPase-activating Rap/Ran-GAP domain-like protein 3. Bases 692 to 3685 code for a protein of 997 amino acids. Gene Ontology annotation, molecular function: GTPase activator activity. Gene Ontology annotation, biological process: regulation of small GTPase mediated signal transduction; activation of GTPase activity. The record is from RefSeq and is a predicted model, not a curated record. Gene Ontology annotation, cellular component: cytoplasm. NCBI's taxonomy places the organism in Eukaryota, Metazoa, Arthropoda, Insecta, Lepidoptera, Nymphalidae. The transcript has 24 exons.